Messenger RNA from [Torrubiella] hemipterigena, 4559 nucleotides. NCBI's taxonomy places the organism in Eukaryota, Fungi, Ascomycota, Sordariomycetes, Hypocreales, Clavicipitaceae. The record is from the annotation of a GenBank genome assembly.
CGCAGCUGUAUCCUGCAACCCACAGCAAUCAACCGGCCAGCAUCGCAACGGCAUCGAACCGCGAUAUAUUGAUAGUGUUUUGUGUCGAAUUUCUUGCGAACAGUCAGCUGGUCGCUGAAUUCACUACCACAAUGGCUCCAGGAACCCGACGCGCAAACCGAAGCGGCUAUGCUGAGCAUGAUGAUUUUGACGGUCUGCCGGUACGCCAAUGGCGACACGAAUGGGUCAACGUCGCGCCACCCGUCGAACAAGAACAACAGCAGCCAAACGACUUUUGGGGUGUUGAAUUGAUCCAUGGCAUGCCCAAAGAUUCAAAUCUCCUUGCCCCCCAUAGCCAGGAGCUCCUUCGCGCAGCGAGAUCCGGACAAUUAUACAAGAGAUCAGCACCCAACGAUGACGACGACGGUGACAUGGAAGCAAACGUGCCUGAAAAAGCUGAAAAGAAAGAAGAAGAGCCUGCUCAAAAGGGAUUCCCUAUCAAAAUUUGGAAACAAGUCCCACGCAAUGUGGAGGGCUCGGAGCUUUCUCAUCUCGCCAAGCGACGAAGAAAUGUUGUGACCAUUGCGAGUAAAACCGUUGAGGAAAGAAUUCAGGGUCCAACCGUCACCAGAGCUACUGUCCGCCGUACCGAUGCAGCAGGAAACCCUUACACAGAAGAGGUCACCCUUAUUGAAGGCCAAGCAGUCGAUGGCGAGAUUAUUUCGACCAGAGUUGAGGCGGUCCAAAUUCCCAACCCAGCCCUGACCACACACCUCCCACCACUGAAGAAGCGAGCCCCGCCACCUAAGCGGAAGGCAAAGGCUGGCCCUGGACGUGGCAAGAAGAAGAAUAGAGAUCCAAUUCCUGGCCAGGCACAAGCUACGGAAGCAGCCCCCGUUGGUCAGGGAGCAGAUGCCGCUCAGGCGCAGCCAACUGGCAAUGAGACCCCAAACGUUGAAUCCAACGGUAAUGCGAACCAAGACAGCGAAAUGGCCGACGGCGAUGAUGACGACGACGAUGAUGACGAUGACGCCCAUGACGGUGACGAGGGCGACGACUCCGAGCUGCCAGAAAACAGUACUGUUGAGAUAACUCAGGAUAUCGGAGACACAACAACUGAUGUCAACAUGAGCGAUGUACCAACAACCACAUCAGCCUCUGGUGAUGCAUCAGACGCUGUAGCACCUUCGACAGCAAUCGCACCGCCUUUAGGUGGUCUUGCGACAGGCUCGCCGAAGCCAGAAGGAAGCCCGCUCAAGAACGUAACGCUCGCACCAGCGACUGCCGAAUCUAACGCUGCUGAAGUCAACUCCAACAUUGCCGAACCACCAUCAUCCAUGGUCGGCGAAGAAUCAGAACGUGCCGCGGAGGGCGAUGUACCAACGCUUAAAGCAUCUGAAGAGGAAGCGCUUCUCCCCCCACCGCCAGAGCAGGUUGGCAACAUUGCGACGCCAAAGGCAGAUGACAGCGCAGACCGAGGUUCUGACAUAGAAGACAAGGCAAAGGACUCUCAGCAAGAUGAGGCAGCAUUACAAGACAAGGUGCUGUCGCAUCAAGAUACCAUUAUGACAGAGGAUACCAUCAAGCCUGAGGAUUCAGCCUCUGUCGGCUUCCCCCGUACAGAGUCCGGUGCACCAUCCGAAGUUGACACCGGCUCCGUCAACGGCGGUGGUGAUCCAGUGGCACCUGCAUCCGUCGCUGAGGAGGAGAAGCCGCCAGCGUCCGACAUGGAUGUCGAUGCCAAACCUCCAGCUCCAGUCCCACUUGCCACUAUCGUAGCGCAGACCGAGGACCUCAAACCCGAGCCUAGUAAUCCGUCUGGACCUGGCAGCACAGUGGCACAGGUAGCCAGCCCUGCAGCUGUCGCCGAGCUAGCUAAGACGGCUCCUCUCCCUGGAGUCGAGGAGCAGCCCCCUGCCGAUGCAGUUGUACCUCAAGAGACAGAGGAGAAGAAGGAUACAGAGGAUGUUCCUGAGCCUGCACCCGAGCCCGAAGCCAAGGACGAACCCGCCCAUUCAGUACCUGUUUCUGUCGCGGAUCUCUUGACCUCGGAAACUGCUACACCAACUGCUACGCCCACCGUCGCAAAGGAGGAAGAAGCUCCCAAGCCCGAGGAACCUGAAGAAAAGGAAAAGACAGAAGCGUCAUCGACAACAGAGCCAGCUGAAGAGCCGGUGAAGGCCGAUGCUACUGAGAGUCAGGAAAAGACGGAAGAGGCAAAGGAAUAAGCUUGAUCUGGGCUAUCAAAAUAUGGUGUUCUCGUUUUUGGUGUUCUACCUGUUGUGUAUUUCUAAACAGGAUGGCGAAUGGGGUAUGUGUUUAUCUGUUAUUUGAAACCCUGGCUUAACUAUAUUAGUGGGCUAUGUGAAGCGUCAGUUUUUGAGGCUCGGUUAAAUCUUUGAUCUUGGGAGUCGUAUCUCAAGAAUCGUCAUGUAUAAAUAAAUCGAAUUUCAUAAAAUUUAAAUGACUGUUAAACGCCUGGCUUUAUACUGGACAAAUACGAUAGCAAAAUAAGAAUAAACGCCACCUGCGCCCAAGAGCAAACGCAAACACAAACACAAGAGGUCCUAGGUGGUCGGUCUCAAGCUGUUCUGGAACGUCGUGCGCGGAGGCUCUCAACAGGGAACCCGUUUCUCCAACCGCUUUCCUCGUCUAAUAACGACUGCGACUUUGCAUCUGGAAGAGCCACACGGCCGUUCAUUUGUAAACGGCGAAUGUGGGCAUUGCUCAGUCCGAGAAGGCCCGCGCUGGCAAGCAACAGACCCAUCAGGACCAUUGCGCCAGAUUGUGUUAGGUUACCGCUACAAGAUGCAACCAAAUAGACAAUGAGCUUUGCGGCCGCUUCAAGGUACCCAUCCAUGCUUGUCUUGUUUCGUAGAAAUGGUUGAGUCAUCAUCGCCUUGAGGUCAUCAUCAAGUCCACGAAGAAUUACUCGGCGGUCGUUGCCGAGGUCGACUAGGUAUUCUGUUGGGUUGUCUUCAGCCUUUGGUUCAUCUGAAUCUGAAGAAGAAGUCGAGGGCUCGGACUUGGGUGGUAUAGAUAACGGCCUUGAUCGCUGUUUUAUGAUCCAAAUGUUGAUAAGACGAGAUGCCAUUAAAGCCAUGAUGAAAGCGACACCCCACCAGUCGCCAAGCAGGGCCAUCACUGUGGACGAUGACACAGUGAGAAAUGGGCUCAUCAAGUAUAAAACGUGACUGAGCCAAUCCAGUUGUGUUUGCUGAUCUGUGGGAAAGGGCCUUUUAACCUGUCGGUUCAUCAUGGCGGCGAACUUUCGAGCAAGAACAUAAAGCUCUUCGCCUUCCUUGGCAGCGCCGACAUUGAGAGUAACUGUGCCUUCGUUUGGGCCAUUAGCCCAGAUUCGCUUGAGAAAACUAGCUAGCGCAGCAUUGCUGAUGGUGUGCCGUUGGAGCUCCUUGCCGUCACUUGUCUCGAUUGAAGCUGUAAGGCCCAGGUUGUUUGCAUGGCCGUGGGCCGCAUCGCGGUCGAGAGAAUCCGCGGCUUGUUGGUAGUGCAGGCCGGGUGCUAGAACAAGCGCAUCCCACCAUGAAGAUCCGCCUGUGAUGACAGUGCGUUGUGCAAUAGUGUGCAGAUCGGCCAGAGCAAGAAGACCGCCAGCUGAGAGUGACAAUGCUGGUAUCGGAGUAGAUGACCACCCUUCUAGGAGAGUUUUGUGGAUUGUGUCUAAAAGGCUGUCCUCUGACAUCUUCAUUGGCGCAUGGAAUAGCGUAUAAGCUUGGGAUAUGUUGUUCUUGAGAUUAGCGUGUAUGAGUUUACUUGUAGGCCUCGUCAGAUCGUGUAAGUCUUAUUCGAGAGCAUGCGGCGAUGAACAUGUUGUUAAAUGGACAUCCGAUGAGUCAAAAGACGCUAUUUUUGUCGACUAUUCCAGGGGUUCUAGAGAGCAAAAAACUUAAAUAGAGUUUUUGGGCUAUGCUGCCUGACAAUGCGACCUGUGUGCCUUUUGUUGCUGGACGUGUUGGCAUCGUGCACCGCUGCUGGCCUGCGACAAUGACUUACAGGCACCAGGGUUCACGUGCGAGGCGGAUCGUAGGGUUGCAUCGAAAGCUAAAAGUCCAUCACGGGGGGCUUGUCCGGGCCAAUCACGCCAACGGUUUUAGUGCGAUCGCAAAGAAAGUUUACUUGGGUGGAGGGUUGUUAGGCUUCGGCAGGUUGAGGGAUGACCCGUUCAUUGUUUCGGAAAGCCAGGGAUGACUCUCCUACCACCGUCAGAUGAGAUAUAUGAUGCCGUUUCAGCCGGCCUGACGUGAACGGUAGAUCUUGGGCCACAUCGCGCUGUCUUAGUUGAGGUUUCUGGCGAUGUGUUAGCCUAUGGCGACCGUUGCCCUCGUGAUCUGCACUCCGCUGGCCAGGGUACGCUGUGAUUUCAGAUGGUGAUAAAGCAAAGUCUAUUCAAAACUAGUAUGGCACCCCCGUUUGUGAGUUUGAAGGAUGUUGUAAGAGCUCUCUACGGCGGGCUGCCACCUCAGCGACGAUGCUGCGCGUAACGUUUACUUGUCCACGCUGAGCUGCACCACAAUGAGAUAUUAAUAAACAAAAAAGAGAAAAGGCGUUCUUAAAACUAG